UGGACCGCGGGGAGGGAGGCGGGUCCGAGCCCGCGCCCCGGCCGGCGGGGGAGUUCCCACCGUGGGCGGCUCGGGCCCGCGGGGCCACAUCCUCGCUGCUGGCCGGGCGCGGCGUGCGGGCCGCCGAGCUUAGCCCCGGGCCCGGCCUCCCUGCCAUGGCGCGGGAGAGGCCGCCCGGGAGGGGCUGCGGCGUCCUGCGCCGGUGUGUGGUCGGCGCCGCGCUGCUGCUCGGCCUGCGACUGUGCGCGGAGCUGCGCCGCGCCGGGCCCCGGCCCCCGGCCCGUAGCGCCCCGCCGGGCCCGGCUCCCAGGCCGCCCGGGCCGCACCUGCCGCCCGCGCCCGGCCCGCCCCGAGGCGCCAGCAGGAGGCAGGUGACCUACGUGCGCAGCGGGCGCCGAGCGCCUCCGGAGGGCGGCGGCAGCGGGACGCCGGAGCCGGGCUGCUGCGCCCCGCGCGGGCGUCCCCGCCGGAAGCGUCCCCGGUGGCAUAUAGAUCUCCAGCCGUGGGCAGGACCUGCUCAGUCCCUGGACGAGGAAGCCUUGAGGUUUCUGAGAUACAUCAGCACCACUCAGAUUGCAUGCAAUCACAUGAGCACAGACAGCCUAGCUACUGACUCCAGCCCUGCAAAGAAGCCUUGGUCAGUCUGUCUUGAUGACAGGUUUGGCUUAGCUCAUCAAAUCCGCAGCAAGCGAUGCCGCCUCUACUCUUUAGGGCUGGGGAAUGAUGAUACCCAAUUUGAGGUUAGCAUGGCCAACAAUGGAUGUGAAGUACAUCGUUUUGAUCCUAGUGUUAAAUCAGCUCAUAUUCUGGAGAGUCCGCGCCUUUGGUAUCACCGCUUGUCCAUUGACUGGCGGGACCCCCAUCCAGCUGUUGCUGCCCCCAAACUGCACAGCAACACCAGGAAACUGGGAACCAUUUUGAAUGAAUUUGGGCAUCACAAGAUUGAUGUUCUCAAAGCAGAUCUGGAAAGCGCAGAAUGGAAAGUUUUAGAAAAUCUUAUUCUGGAAGAUGUCCUUGAACAAAUUGGACAGCUCACCUUUGAGGUUCAUCUCCACUGGCCCGGGUUUGAGGUCAGUGGCCGGGACAGCAGUGUCGUGAGGUUCUGGUACAGCCUCCUCAAAGAGUUAGAACUAAAGGGUUUCAGGCUUUUUCAUAGUUACAAAGAUUUAUCUAAACCUCAGCUGUUCCUGAAGAAAGAUAUUUUCAAUGCAAGUAGCUGUUAUACUCUGAGUUGGGUGAAUACAAGAUGGAAAUAGGAUGAAAGACCUCAUCAAGAACUCAAGGAAAUAAUUACAGCAUGAGGCGUGUCCAGCAGUCUAAUUAUCGGUGUACUUGUCCAGUCUCCACUAGCCUGUUACCUGCUUGAGGCGGGGGUUGUGUUAUUGCCUCUGUAGUGCAUGUAGCUUGGCACCUGCCACGUGCUAGGGGCACAGUUAACACUCAGGGAAGGGAUGGACACAGAGGGCCAUAGGAGUCAACCUCCAUCUGCCCAGAUGCUAGGCCUUUCACCUGUUUGCCUCUGACAGAGUGGGGACGCUUGUCCUCCUUCUUUUUAACAUGGAAGAUAAUCCCCCACAUAUGUUUUCCCUAAAAUUCGUUUUGUGUCUGAAGUCCAUGAAUUCAGCAACAUGAAGAAGAAAUUACAUAAAUUUUCCAUUCUUACUGCAUUCCUGAGAUUAAGUUUGUAGCUUACUGUUCAAAACAGAGCCUUUCCUUUGACUUUCACUCAAAGGUUUUUUUCUGUUCACCUUGGUCAAUAACAUUGUUUACAACCUUGUAGAUUUCAAUCAUUCCUACUUGCCUUUUGCCGAGGGCUCUGCUGUGGGGUUAUAAGAGCCACUGAUGCUGGUUUCUGGGAACUCAGGCACACCAAAUUCUGUCUUUGAGUUUCAAAGACUAGACAUCAAGAACUUCAACUCAGGAUUCCUUCAGACUCAGCCUUAAAUCCCCUUCUGUUCCUAUGAAACUAAGCACAAAGCAGAAUUUGCGUGUCUUUACUGUUGCCUUUUCUGACUUCAGACCUGAUUUCUCAACCACCGACUUGCCUACGCUGUCAAAUAUUUUUUUUUUUUUUAAUACAUGAUCUGAAAGAUUAAGGGAGUUUUUCGUAACUGCCAGUUGGCAUUCAUUACAAGACUGUGGCCUGAGAGCCAAAAUCUGUAUCUUUCCUGGGAUGGUUAUGCAGUAUUUCAGUAGUGCCAAUCUUUUUUACAUUUUUAAAUAUUAAACAGAAAAGUGUAGGUUCUCAGUAGUUCAAAUGAUCUCUAUCAUUUUUAUUUAUAGGAUUAGACAUUUAUCCUUACGAAUGAUUUUCAAAAAUUCUACUUCAAAUAAGUUAAAUGGUAUAAAAUAAAGCAAAUUAUUACCUUAUUAUAAAUUAAGUUUAUUUCCUGGCAUUUUUACAUCCUGAGAGAGCAGGAAAAUUUUGUGUCCAUUGUUUGUUCAAGAAAUCUAGGGAGUGAGUAAAAUACUGAUUGCUACUAGUCUUUAUUCCUUUUCCCCAUUUUUUACCUCCUUUUACUCCAGAUGUUCCCUGUGUUGGCUUUUUGUUUCUUGCAGUGGUUUGAAAAUACCGUUCCUCAAGUGAGAAACCAAGAUAUAUUAGCUAGAUAAUCUUACUAACUUCAGUUCAAAAGGGAACAAGAUUUUCUGAAUUAGUAGUGAUGAUUUUGAAAAAUACAAAUGAGGUUUUUAUUUUAAAACUCAUAGUACACUAAUAAAAUUCAUUGAGGUGGGAAGACCAGCUUGAAUAAGUGUGAUUUAAAGUAGCAGUUAGGAGUGCCCGAGUGGCUCAGUCGGUUAAGUGUGCGACUUUGGUUCAGGUCAUGAUCUUGUAGUUCGUGAGUUCAAGCCCUGCACUGGGCUGUGUGCUGACAGCUCGGAGCUUGGAGCCUGCUUCAGAUUCUGGGUCUCCCUCUCUCUCUCUCCCUCCUCCCCCCUCUCUCUCUAAAAAAAUAAAAAUAAAAAAAAAUAGCAGUUAAGUUGCCCUCAAGACCAUAGGUAUUUCAAAAGCACAAAGUGGCGUAACUCUCAGUUUGCAUGGUGUUGUCUCCAAAACAAGGUUAACUUCAGCCUAGUUCCUGUUUGGAUUAUAUCACAGAUUCUCUCUUUUAUUUUUUAAUUAAAAUUUUCCACACUGAAGUAUGUACAAUAAACCUACUUUUUACAUUAAA
Acinonyx jubatus (cheetah) is the source of this 3173-nucleotide messenger RNA. It is a transcript of the gene METTL24, whose product is annotated as methyltransferase like 24. The record is from RefSeq and is a predicted model, not a curated record. Bases 156 to 1256 code for a protein of 366 amino acids. The transcript has 5 exons. Lineage: Eukaryota; Metazoa; Chordata; Mammalia; Carnivora; Felidae.